AAGCUUCUCUCUCUAUAAAUAGCUGGUCUUGUUUUCCCAUUUCCAGUCUCACUUCUAAUGGAAAAACCUAACUGCCCUCUUCUCUCAAGUCCUUUCUCUUCACCAAAUAUCACUGCCCUCCUCAAGCUCAAGAUCCUUUCAUGGACCCAAGAAACCGGCUUACCUGUUUUAAUUCGAGUCCAAAUCGACAACAGAAUCUUCAACCUACACAAGCAUCUUCUCUGUUCAAAGAGUGGCUAUUUCAAGACAAAACUGGAGGAGGAAGAAUCAAACGAGAUUAUUAACCUUCCUUUGAAUUUCCCAGGUGGGUCAGAGACGUUUGAAAUGAUCGCACUCUUCAUCUAUGGUUCAUCCACUCUAAUCAGUCCAUUCAACAUAGCUUCAUUGAGAUGCGCAGCUGAAUUCCUCCAAAUGACAGAGGAAUUUUGCCAUGGAAAUCUCUGCGAACGUUUCGAUAUUUACCUUAACCAUGUCGUGUUACAAAAUUGGGACCAUGUUUUAAUAGUUCUUUGGAGAAGUCGAAAUCUUGUUCCGUUGGCUGAGGAUUUGUUGAUUGUUAGCAGAUGUAUAGAAUCAUUAGCUUUCAUGGCUUGCAUGGAGGUUCUUGAUCCGGAAAAAAGAAGGGAUCAUCCUGUUGUAGGUUUGUUUGAGUCUUUAGUUGGGAAAAAUUGGAGCUCUGGAAGAGAAAGAGUGAAGGAUAUAUUGAAUCAGGAAAUUUGGAUUAAUGAUUUGAUUGAUCUUCCAUUUGGGUAUUUUAAAAGGUUAAUUGGGUCACUUAGAAGACAAGGAAUGAAGGAGAAAUACGUCGUACCCAUUAUUGUUUUCUUCGCAAAUAAAUGGUUACUGUCGAACAAUUAUGAAAGUAGUGAUGCUGCUGAUGAUGAUGAUGUUCUUAUGGGUGUUCUUCAUAUGCUUCCAAUGAGAGAUCAAGUGAUGAUCCCAAUCGGGUUUUACUUCGAUUUGAUUUCAAUUUCAAUGAAAUUGAAGGUGAAGGAUGAAUACAUCAACAAAUUGAUGGAUCGGAUUACACAUGUUCUUCAUUUAGCUACUGUGGAAGAUCUUCUUUAUCCGAAGAAGAAGAUUGGUGAGGAAUCUGUUUCUAUGAGCUUUGAAUUCUGUUUAAUGAAAACAAUAUUCUCGAAAUACUCUUCUUCAUUGAAUCAAACAUCUUCUUGUUCGAUUAAUAGUUCGAUAGUGGCGGAAUUAUGGGAUUGUUAUCUUUCUCGUGUGGCUUCUGAUUCGAGUUUGGAUCCUAAAAGAUUCGCUCAACUUAUUGAAACCGUUCCUGUUUCAACCCGACAAAGCCACGACAAUCUCUACAGGUCACUCGACACUUAUCUUCUGGCACAUCCAGGACUAUCACAAGAAGAGAAGGGAUCAAUAUGCAAGUACUUGAAUUGCCAAAAACUGUCACAAGAGGUUUGUGUUGAGGCAGUACAAAACGAACUAAUGCCACUUCGAUUUAUUGUUCAAGCCCUUUUCAUCCAGCAGAUCGACACCCACAAAGCAUUCAAAGAUUGCUCGGAUUCCUUCAGGUCUUCACACUAUGAUGGGGAUCAAAUCUCCGGAAGCCUCUUAAGUUCGCGAUACGCAAACUCGAGAACCCAUCAUCACGAUCUAGUUGAAACUCCAGAGCCUCUCGGAUUAUUGCUCCAAGAAGCCACGGCUUUGGAAUUCGAAUCUACGAGUUUCAGAAUUCUAAACCUUGAGCAAGAACUUAUGUCCUUGAAAAAAAGCCUUCGGCUGCAAAACAUUGUUGUAAAAGCGGAACAAGUAGUUGGGAAGAAAUCAAAAAAGACCAUCGCGGGUGGGAAGAAGAACCGUCGCAUUGGGGAAGUGGCUGCGUGCAUUGACUCCGUUAGUUUUGAUAAUCAUAGGAAGGAUGUCACACGAUUUCUCAAGGUUCUUUGGAGUGUAUGUUUCUUUGGUAGAGGAAAAUCGAAAAGGCAGUCCGAUUCUUCGUCAUAGAUGAUGUGUUGGUCUUAACUAUCAAAAUGAAGAAAUUGUGUCAUUUUACAACCAAUAUUUUGGUAACUCCUUACAUACAUUUAGUGUUAUAA
Messenger RNA from Impatiens glandulifera, 2060 nucleotides. RefSeq names its product BTB/POZ domain-containing protein At5g48130. Gene Ontology annotation, molecular function: protein binding. NCBI's taxonomy places the organism in Eukaryota, Viridiplantae, Streptophyta, Magnoliopsida, Ericales, Balsaminaceae. The record is from RefSeq and is a predicted model, not a curated record. The coding region runs from base 58 to 1968 and encodes 636 amino acids. The transcript has 4 exons.